Messenger RNA from Urocitellus parryii (Arctic ground squirrel), 1720 nucleotides. It is a transcript of the gene Camk1g, whose product is annotated as calcium/calmodulin dependent protein kinase IG. Gene Ontology annotation, biological process: protein phosphorylation. Lineage: Eukaryota; Metazoa; Chordata; Mammalia; Rodentia; Sciuridae. Gene Ontology annotation, molecular function: protein kinase activity; ATP binding. The record is from RefSeq and is a predicted model, not a curated record.
ACAGACCUGUAGGAGCAGGAGUGGGAGCGCCUAGAGCACCCGACCGUUCUUCUGUGUCCUGGGUAAGAUGAACCUGCUUCUUUUCUUGCUUUGGGGGGUUUCCUCGCCCAGUGGGAGGCACGCAGUGCCUGGAGAGUGGGUUUGAAGAGCCACUUCUGUGAGCGACUUGGGCAUUCAUUUGAGCCCCAGUCCCAGUCUUCCCUGACUCUUGCGGUCUCAAGGCAUCCCCAGAAGCUUCAACUCUGGAGGCGAUGGGUCGAAAGGAAGAAGAUGACUGCAGUUCCUGGAAGAAACAGACCACCAACAUCCGGAAAACCUUCAUCUUCAUGGAAGUGCUCGGGUCAGGAGCAUUUUCGGAAGUUUUCCUGGUGAAGCAACGGGUGACUGGGAAGCUCUUUGCCCUGAAGUGCAUCAAGAAGUCACCUGCCUUCCGGGACAGCAGCUUGGAGAAUGAGAUUGCUGUGUUGAAAAAGAUCAAGCAUGAGAACAUCGUGACCCUGGAGGACAUCUACGAGAGCAGCACUCACUACUACCUGGUCAUGCAGCUUGUUUCUGGAGGGGAGCUUUUUGACCGGAUCCUGGAGCGGGGCGUCUACACAGAGAAGGAUGCCAGUCUGGUGAUCCAGCAGGUCUUGUCAGCAGUGAAAUACCUCCAUGAGAAUGGCAUCGUCCACAGAGACUUAAAGCCUGAAAACCUGCUGUACCUCACCCCUGAAGAGAAUUCGAAGAUCAUGAUCACAGACUUUGGUCUGUCCAAGAUGGAACAGAGUGGUGUCAUGUCCACCGCCUGUGGGACCCCAGGCUACGUGGCUCCGGAAGUGCUGGCCCAGAAACCCUACAGCAAGGCUGUGGAUUGCUGGUCCAUUGGCGUCAUCACCUACAUAUUGCUGUGUGGGUACCCUCCUUUCUAUGAAGAAACAGAGUCGAAGCUUUUUGAGAAGAUCAAAGAAGGCUACUAUGAGUUCSAGUCUCCAUUCUGGGAUGACAUUUCUGAGUCAGCCAAGGAUUUUAUUUGCCAUUUGCUGGAGAAGGACCCAAAUGAGCGGUAUACCUGCGAGAAGGCCUUGAGGCACCCCUGGAUCAAUGGAAACACAGCUCUYCACCGGGACAUCUACCCAUCUGUCAGCCUCCAGAUCCAGAAGAACUUUGCCAAGAGCAAGUGGAGGCAAGCCUUCAAUGCAGCCGCCGUGGUGCACCACAUGCGGAAGCUCCAUAUGAACCUGCACAGCCCCGGCACYCGCCCCGAGGUCGAGAACCGGCCACCCGCCUUGCAAGCCUCAGAAGUCUCUAGACCCGGCUCCCCUGAGAUUACCAUCACAGAAGCACCAGCCCUGGACCAGAGCGCCCCACUCCCCACACUGACCCAGAUGCCCUGCCAGCACGGACCUCAGUCUGUGGUCCCCGGUGGCAGGUCCCUCAACUGUCUGGUCAAUGGCUCCCUCCGCAUCAGCAGCAGCCUKGUGCCCAUGCACCAGGGGCCUCUAGCCACUGGGCCCUGUGGCUGCUGCUCCAGCUGCCUGAGCAUUGGGAACAAGGGAAAGUCUUCCUACUGCUCCGAGCCCACACUCCUCAAAAAGGCCAACAAAAAACAGAACUUCAAAUCAGAGGUCAUGGUGCCAGUUAAAGCCGGUGGCAGUUCCCACUGCCGGGCAGGGCAGACUGGGGUCUGUCUCAUUAUGUGAUCCCUGGAGUCCAGGCCUGUGUUACUAUAGUUUUCAGG